AUGGCCUCAAACAAGCAAUCAAAUUAUAUCCGAAAAGAACGAAUUCCAGUUUCAUCUGCAAUUCCUUCGGCAAAAUUAGGACUAUCUUCACUUCCUCGUCGUCCCGCGCCAGCACAACCAUCUGGUCAAAGUGAAAGUCUUUUAACAAAUCAUUUUCCAUGUGAAUUUGAGAAAAAUCUUCCACUACAUCAAUAUGAUGUAACCAUUGAAGAACUCGGCUCUCGUUCUGGUGAAUGGUAUGAAGUCAAAGGUCGGGCACGGUGUGCUUUACUUAUGCAAACGAUUGUAUCUAAUGGUGGAUUUGGUUCGAAUGUUAUUGUUUGGUACGAUGAGCAAAAGUGUUUAUAUAGCACAUCGCAGUUAUCGUCACCAAUACUAAUUCAUGGUUCAGAUGGUCAAAGUCGACUGAAUAUCAAAUCAUUGGCUAAUCAAUGGUCAACGAAUGAUAUUGAAAAUUAUAUUGCCGGUCGAGCAACGGAGUAUCCAUAUGAUGCGGUACGCAUUCUUGAAACACUCUUAAAAAAAUCACUUCAAGGUCAAAUUCAAGUGGUCAAUAACAAUUGUUAUUUCUUGGAUGAGGUAGCGAAACCUGUAGGUGGCGGAUUUUACGAACGAUUUGGUUUUGUUCAAUCACUGAAUCUUGCAGCACGUCGCAUAACACUUAGUGUUCAAACAAAAUUAACAACAUUUUAUCCUGAAAUGUCUCUUUUGGAUUUUGUUCAUACACAUAUUGGUGGCAAACGAGUACCAAAUGAGUAUGAAUGGAAAAAAUUAAACAGAGCAUUAAAAAAUUGUUCAAUUGUUACACAACAAUCAAACUGGAAACAAGUGUUUCAAAUUGAUCAAUUUGAUAAGCGACGACCAAGUGAAAUUAAAAUUGAAUCUGGUGAAACAUUAAUCGAAUAUUUCAAGAAUAAAAAAAAUAUUCGACUCGUCCAAACAAAUUAUCCUUGUGUUCAAGUUUAUCUUCCGAAUGAAUAUGACAAGCCAUGCCAUUUACCUUUGGAAGUUUGUCGUAUUCAAGCAUGGCAAGUCUAUGAUAAACCAUUAUCUAAAGCACAAGAAGCUCAACAACCUCGAAAAUACAUUCCAAAGCCUCACGAACGUUAUGCUGCAAUUAUGAACAUGUUGAAAAAAUGCGAUUACAAUUCACGAUCGAAUCGGCUUUGUCGUGAAGUCGGCUUUAGCAUUGAUGACAGUCAAAUGCUACGAUUAAAUGCUAGAGUUUUGACUCAACCACAGAUUCACACAGGUCUUAAUUCAAGCGCAAAUGUUCGCAUUGGUCGUAUUCCUCUUGAUGGACAUUUAUUUACACCGAAACCAUUAUCAGCUUUGUCUAUUACAUACUUCGGCAAUGAUAUUGAACGAGACAGAAAUUCAAUGAAGGCAUUUGCUGAGACAUUAUUACAGGUAAUGAAGAAUUAUCAUGUUAAUGUUCAGUAUCGAAAACAUACUAUAUCACCUACGAUUGAUAAAAUAACUGAGCAUUUUCAUUCGAUGAAUGAACAGAAUUGCCAGUUUGUCAUUUGCGUUAUGGCUGGAAGAUCCGAAGAGGAUCUUAAACAACUUAAAGCUGACAUCAAAGAUUGUGGAACAAUUAAAUACGGUAUCAUGACGCAAUGUGUUUUACUUUCGAAAGUUGCAACGAAUCGUUCAUUACCCGGCUAUUGUGAAAAUUUGAUCCGAAAAAUUAAUUUUAAAAAUUCUGGAAUUAACACAAAAGUUAAUUUAAAUCAAGCAUUAAAAAACAAGAAAUCCACAACUGAUGCUUAUAUGUUUUUCGGCGCAGAUGUUAUUCAUCCAACAAAUGUAACGCGUCAACACCCGUCUAUUGCAGUUGUGGUUGGCUCGUGUGAUUCAUUAUGUUCAACAACAGCUGUACGUGUUUGUCAACAAUUUCCAAAAGAAGGAAAAUGUUCGAUUGAAACGAUUAUUGGCAUGACGGAUAUGGUCGAGCAAUUGUUAGAUAAUUAUCGCCAAUUGAAUAAAAUCUUACCGAAUAAAGUUGUUUUCUAUCGGGAUGGAGUUGACGAUGGUCAAUUUGGUAAAAUUAUUGCACAUGAGAUUCCUGCCAUUCGAGACGCUUUUAAUCGCAUUUAUGGUGAUACAGACAAUCAUCCAAAGCUAACUUUGAUUGUCGUAAAAAAACGUCAUAACACACGAUUUUUUAAUCAAAAUCCAUCAACUAAGGAGGUGAAGAAUAUGAGUAUUGGGACAGUCAUUGAUACAACUAUCGUGCAUCCGUAUCAAAAUAAUUUUUAUCUUAACUCCCAUAAUGCAUUCCAAGGUGUUAAUCAUCCAUCACUUUAUCAUGUAUUAUUGGAUGAAAUAGGUUUUACUGCAGAUGAAUUACCACUAUUAACAUAUCAUUUAUGUUUUACGGAUCCUCGAUCAUCGGCUUCUGAAGCUAUUCCAUCGGUCGUACAUCAAGCCGAUAUAGCGGCGUUGAAAGCACGAGAUUUAUUUUAUGAUGAUGAACGCUCAUCAGCAACGAGUGUUGGUGGACGAAGUCAACCGCUACGAGAUCCACAACUAAGUGAUUUAGAUUUUAAAAUUCUCGAGGUACAUGAGAAUCUUAAAAAUCGGCCAAUAUUUGGCUAA
This is a messenger RNA of Rotaria socialis, 2601 nucleotides long. The record is from the annotation of a GenBank genome assembly. NCBI's taxonomy places the organism in Eukaryota, Metazoa, Rotifera, Eurotatoria, Philodinida, Philodinidae.